AUGUGUGAUGCACUAAACGAGAGAGAUAAAGGUAAACUGCCUAGUCAACCUCAACAAGUUCAGAAAAGUGCAUUUCAGGUAAGCACCUCAACUUGCAAUGAGUUCUCUCGUGACCAUGUGAAUUUUGUCACCACUCUUCGUAGUGGUGAGGUUGUUGAUAACAAUGUAGGUGUACCACAGUCAGUUGAGUCUAAAUCAGACUCACCGGUGCAUACGACUCCACAGAAAACACCAGUUGUGGAAAAGGAAUCCGAGCAUGAUAGUGACUCUAAGAAUUCCACUGAUAUCAAUGUCCCUGCACCAUCUCAUGUCCCUGUUGCUCCAUUUCCUCAAAGAUUGGUGCAACAGAAGAAAGGUACCCAAUACAAUGAGAUCGGAAGCUUCAUGUGCAUAAGCGUGCCUUUCUCACUGAACAGGUCUUGGGGAGAUGAAACCCACUCUGUUACGCUACAAUUAGCGGACAGAUCUGCGAAAAUCCCUCGUGGUAUUGUUGAAGAUGUGUUGAUCAAGGUUGAAAAUUUUUAUUUUCCCGUGGACUUCAUUGUGUUAGAUACCCAACCUGUGCAAUAUCAUGAUGAUCAUAUUCCAGUCAUUUUAGGACGUCCUUUCUUGGCAACGUCCAAUGCUAUCAUAAAUUGUCGUAAUGGAGUGUUGAAUUUAUCUUUCGGUAACAUGACCGUAGAACUCAAUGUUUUUAACAUUAGUCAACAACCCAUGGAUUGUGAUGAUAGUGAUUUGCAUGAGAUUAACAUGAUUGAGAGUCUGAUUCAAGACUCAUUGCCUGACAUUUUAUCUGUGGACCCUUUGCAAGCAUGUUUAGAUAACUUUGACUUAGAUCUGCUUGACUCUAAGUACAUUAGUGAGGUUCACUCUUUGCUUGAAUCUGUGCCACCCAUGGAUAUUGCCAAAUGGCAGAAUGCAGUGGAAUCACAUCCACUCUCUGAUUCCGAAUCUGCCCCAAUUCCUGAUGAAUCACCUAAGCUUGAUUUAAAACCAUUGCCUGAUACUUUGAAAUAUGCUUUCUUAGAUCCUUCUGAGACUUUUCCCGUCAUUAUUGCAUCAUGUUUAGACACAGAGCAGGAAAGUCAACUUUUAGAAGUGCUUAAAAAACAUAAAGAGGCCUUAGGUUGGACCAUCUCAGACCUUAAAGAUAGCCAGUGGGUCAGUCCCAUUCAAGUUGUACCCAAGAAGUCUGGCAUUACUGUAGUUCAAAAUGAAAUGAAUGAUCUUCUUACAAAAGAUGUUGCAUUUGUCUUUGAUGACGCUUGUAAAAAGGCGUGGGAGCAAUUGAAAGCUCUUCUUACAUAUUCUCUUAUAGUCAGACCACCCGACUGGACUUUGCCAUUUGAAAUUAUGUGUGAUGCGUCUGACUAUGCUGUAGGAGCUGUUUUAGGUCGGCGAGUAGACAAGCUCCCUUAUGUGAUCUACUAUGCUAGUAAAACACUGAAUGAUGCUCAACUGACUUAUUCAAACACUGAGAAAGAAUUGCUAGAUGUUGUGUUUGCAUUGGAUAAGUUUAUAUCUUACUUGAUAGGAUCCAAAGUCAUCAUAUAUUCUGACCAUGCUGCAUUGAAAUAUCUUUUGUCUAAAAAAGAUGCUAAAGCUCGUCUAAUUCGAUGGGCUGGUACCCAAAGAAAACUUCAACUCAAUGAGUUGGAAGAAUUACAGAAUGAUGCUUAUGAUAGUGCCAAAAUGUAUAAACAUAGGAUGAAAGUGUUUCAUGACAAGCGCAUUUUGCGCAAGUCUUUCACACCUGGUCAAAAUGUUUUAUUCUACACCACUCGUCUGCAUCUCUUUCCAAAACUUGAAAAUCCAACAACCAACAACAUCUUCAAGGUCAAUGGUCAGAGAUUGAAACCAUUUCUGGAGCCACUUCCACCAGAUGAGACCACCGACUUGGAAGACCAUGUUUAUGUGGACUAA
Messenger RNA from Papaver somniferum (opium poppy), 1923 nucleotides. RefSeq lists its product as uncharacterized. The coding region runs from base 1 to 1923 and encodes 640 amino acids. Lineage: Eukaryota; Viridiplantae; Streptophyta; Magnoliopsida; Ranunculales; Papaveraceae. The record is from RefSeq and is a predicted model, not a curated record. The transcript is spliced from 7 exons.